This is a messenger RNA of Brachypodium distachyon (stiff brome), 1872 nucleotides long. Its product is annotated as NADP-dependent glyceraldehyde-3-phosphate dehydrogenase. Gene Ontology annotation, molecular function: lactaldehyde dehydrogenase (NAD+) activity. The record is from RefSeq and is a predicted model, not a curated record. The transcript has 9 exons. Lineage: Eukaryota; Viridiplantae; Streptophyta; Magnoliopsida; Poales; Poaceae. The coding region runs from base 196 to 1704 and encodes 502 amino acids.
CCACCGCUCCACCACUCGCGCACCCAUCACAGACCAACCAACCCACUCCCCUCUAUCGAGCCCUCAUCGCCACAAGCAACGCAGCGCUGGCUCGCUAGCCAGUGUGUCCCCCUUCCGCGCGCGCACGACCGCCACACACUGACUGAUACCACUUGCUCGAACGCUUCUUCGCCGAGGUGAACCGAGGAGACGGAGAUGGCCGGGACGGGGGUGUUCGCGGACAUCCUGGACGGGGAGGUCUACAAGUACUACGCCGACGGGGAGUGGCGCGCGUCCGGCUCCGGCAAGUCCGUCGCCAUCGUCAACCCCACCACGCGCCAGACGCAGUACAGGGUCCAAGCAUGCACGCAGGAGGAGGUGAACAAGGUGAUGGAGGGGGCCAAGGUGGCGCAGAAGGCGUGGGCGCGAACGCCGCUGUGGAAGCGCGCGGAGCUCCUCCACAAGGCGGCCGCCAUCCUCAAGGAGCACAAGGCCCCCAUCGCCGAGUGCCUCGUCAAGGAGAUCGCCAAGCCGGCCAAGGAUGCUGUCACUGAGGUGGUGCGGUCCGGGGAUUUGGUGUCGUACACAGCUGAGGAGGGUGUCCGGAUACUGGGGGAGGGCAAGCUUCUUGUGUCUGAUAGCUUCCCUGGUAAUGAGCGGAACAAGUACUGUUUGAGCUCCAAGGUACCUCUUGGAAUAGUCUUGGCGAUCCCACCAUUUAACUACCCCGUCAACUUAGCGGUUUCUAAAAUUGGCCCCGCACUGAUUGCUGGCAAUGCUCUUGUCCUCAAGCCUCCAACUCAGUGCUUACUAUGCAAUCAGGGUGCAGUGGCAGCCCUUCAUAUGGUACACUGCUUUCACCUGGCUGGUUUCCCAAAAGGAUUGAUCAGUUGUGUCACGGGGAAAGGUUCUGAAAUAGGUGAUUUUCUUACGAUGCAUCCUGGAGUCAACUGCAUCAGUUUCACGGGAGGUGAUACUGGUAUAGCCAUUUCAAAGAAGGCUGGGAUGGUACCGCUUCAGAUGGAGCUUGGAGGAAAAGAUGCUUGCAUUGUGCUAGAGGACGCAGAUCUCGAUCUCGUUGCAGCAAACAUAGUAAAAGGAGGCUUCUCUUACAGUGGCCAGAGGUGCACUGCUGUCAAAGUGGUGCUGAUCAUGGAAACGGUGGCCGAUACUGUGGUGGAGAAGGUCAAUGCCAAGUUGGCAAAGCUGAAAGUUGGCCCACCUGAGGAUAACUGCGAUAUCACCCCGGUCGUAACAGAAUCCUCAGCAAAUUUUAUUGAGGGUUUGGUCAUGGAUGCAAAGGAGAAGGGAGCAACUUUUUGCCAAGAGUACAGGAGAGAAGGUAACCUUAUCUGGCCGUUGCUGCUGGAUCAUGUCCGGCCUGACAUGAGGAUUGCUUGGGAGGAGCCUUUUGGCCCUGUCUUGCCCGUGAUUAGGAUCAACUCGGUCGAGGAAGGCAUCCACCAUUGCAACGCCAGCAACUUUGGGCUACAGGGAUGUGUGUUCACAAGAGACAUCAACAAGGCAAUCAUGAUAAGUGAUGCAAUGGAGAGUGGAACUGUACAGAUCAACUCUGCCCCAGCCCGGGGACCUGACCAUUUUCCCUUCCAGGGUCUAAAGGACAGUGGGAUAGGAUCCCAGGGGAUAACUAACAGCAUAAACAUGAUGACCAAGGUGAAAAGCACUGUCAUAAACCUGCCAUCUCCGUCUUACACCAUGGGCUGAGACAUUCAUGUACAGAGUCAGAUGUUCUAUAACCACAUGAGUACAAUGUAGAGAAUUUAAAUGUUUUGUAACCACGUGAGAUCUCUAUAUGUAUGCUUCUGCAUGUACCUUGGCUGUUUUACAGUAAAGAAUAAAAGACAAUGAGAGCAAACACUUUUUUUGCUUCUA